CUGGUCUCUCUAUCAGCGUCCAGAAGAUUUCUGUCCAACCAGAGGCUCCUGUACUGGUUCAAAACCCCACCCUGUGCCCUGCUCUUGCUCUGCCCAGCAACGAGGUCAAAGGUCAAACACUUGUUCCUUUUUUGGAAGGUGAUGCAAGUGACCUUGUGACCUCGAAAGAAAAUGAUCCAUCUGCAUCAUCAGGGACAUAUUUAAUAGAACUGUUGGAUAUUUUUACGACUUUUGACUCAGAAAGAAGAGGACCCGAUUGAGAACAUGGCCUCCCUUCAAAAUGAGCGCAACAUCCGCGCAAAGAUCCAGGAAUUUGAGAGACAGAUAAACACUGAUGAGAUCAGCAUCCUGACUCCUCGACCCCGAAACACAGCGCGGCCAGCCGUGGCCCCGAAAACCUCCAUGAAUCAGAGAGCCUCCAUCAGAAGCACCACAAAAGAAGAAACAAGCACACAGACCUGUCCAGAUAAUAUCUACGAGGAGAUUAUUAGUCCAAACAGCAGUCCAGCACCUCCAGCUCCAACCCUGAGACCACAGAUACCUAAAAAACCCUCGAUGAACUCUAGUGAUCAGUUUAAACCCCCACCUCUGAUUAAACCUCCUCCUCAGUUACCGUCUCGACCCUCACUGCGCAGGUCUACUGCUCUGAGCUCCCAGGACGAGGACAUGGUUUUCAACACUCCCCGUACAGCACACAACGGCCAGCGCAACGUCAACCAUCACAGCAGCACCAAAGAGAACGUAUACGUGGAUGAUCCAGUUAGUGUCUCCAACCUGAACCUGAACCGUAGAGCCACUGUCCCCAACGUAGUGACUCGGAAACCAACCAUCAUCAGAGUUCCCAGCAAACAGGAACAGGAAGUGUCUGAUAGUUUCCCUCCUGCACUUCCUGUUCAGAGAGCGACAGGAGGCUUUCCACCCUCCCACAGACUCAAGGACUCUUUCAGUAGCACGUGUGAUCCAGUUCUGCCGCCACGGCCUGGUGGGGGUACAACGCUUCCCCGUCGUCCCCCUCCUGCUAAACCUUCCCCAGGACGUCCUCCUCCGCCACGGAGAGACAGCGUCAUGCGUAACUCCACAAUCCAGUCACAACACUCCAACAAUCCGAGGCGUAAUCCGUCUAAGAAAGCACCUGUGCCUCCUCCAAGACCUAAUCCAGGACAUCGCCUCUACACCAAAUACAUGCUGGAAAUCCCUCAUGGCAUCGCUGAGCACGACUACAAUGGCAAACACACUGGAGAGCUCUCCUUUCAGAAAAAUGAAGUGCUGGUUCUGUUAAACCAAACAGACAGCCAAACAUUUGAGUGCCAAAUCGGAGAUGCAAAAGGAACAGUACAGAACUCUUAUGUGAAGAUCAUCACACCACUAUCAAGCUCCUCAUAUCAUGACGCCAAUCCAGUGCCGCAGGAGAGCACUUCACGUCAGGCAUCUGCCAAUUCAGCGGAAAACAGCACUCUGCAGGUUCAAGCACUUUAUGACUUCACUCCAGAGAGUUCUGAAGAGCUCAGGCUGAAAGCCGGUGACAUCAUUAAUAACGUAGAGAAGAUAGACGGUGAGUGGUAUUUGGGAACGUCCAGAGGGAUCACGGGAUUCUUCCCCAUCAACUACGUCAAAACUCUGUCCAGACAGCCUGCGCCUGCACCUGCGCCUGCACGUGCACCUGCUACACCUCAGAAAGUCAGUGGUCCACGAUGUGUGGCGAGGUUUGACUUCGAGGGCGAGCACAGCGAUGAGCUCUCGUUUACCGAAGGCCAAGUGAUCAGACUCCUGCAGUACAUCGGACAGGACUGGGCUCGUGGCGAGAUUGGCAGCCGUGUUGGAAUUUUCCCCCUCACUUUUGUGGAAGUGAUUGAGGAUCUUCCACCUUCACCUGCAAAGAACCAGACCAGAGUUCCUCUGCCUGGCAUGGCUGCAUCAAACAACACACACGCUGCUGCUUCAACACAUAAUCAGGCAUGUGGAGUGGAGCGGGUCAAGGCUCUGUAUGACUUCAUGGCACAGACAGAUGGUGAUCUGUCGUUCCUGAGAGGGGACGUGAUCGAAGUGAUCGAACACACUGAUGAGCAAUGGAGUCGCGGCAGACUGAAUGGAAGAGAGGGGUUCUUCCCUACAUCCUACACACAGACACACACAGGUGGUUCCUCACGCCGCUAACCGGUGGAGCAGACGCAGGGAAAUAAAAACAUGGAUGAACAAACACAAGCAGCGUGGACUUUCACACACAACCUGGAGUUGUUUCGAAAGAUGAACUUUAUUUGAAAUUGUCCUGUACAGAAUUUUCUGGAUCUUUCCUUUGGUGAAACUGAACUGUGUUAAUGUAUCGUGGGGGUGUAAUAUUUAUACACGCGAGUUUGUUUUCCUUUCAUUGUUUCAGUUUACAAAAAAAAAAACACAAGUAAGAAGUGUGUAUGGCAUCUUAUUCAUUUACUGAAUACAUUCUGCUUUUAGUUUUAAGAGAAUUUGAUUUGAAAUCAAAAAAAUUUAUAUCAAAUGAUAGUAACGUGUUCAUUUUUACAGUAUUCAUGCCUGGACUUCAGUCCGAUGCGUACUGGAGUAUUACCGUGGUAUUUAAUAUUGUACAUUCGAUGUUGAAUAUUCAACCAUUUUGCCUUCAGAUGCAAAAUAAAGAAUUAAUGCAACAUUUA
Neoarius graeffei (lesser salmon catfish) is the source of this 2645-nucleotide messenger RNA. Its product is annotated as SH3 domain-containing protein 19-like. Gene Ontology annotation, molecular function: protein binding. The record is from RefSeq and is a predicted model, not a curated record. The transcript has 14 exons. Bases 265 to 2154 code for a protein of 629 amino acids. NCBI's taxonomy places the organism in Eukaryota, Metazoa, Chordata, Actinopteri, Siluriformes, Ariidae.